Trematosphaeria pertusa is the source of this 1730-nucleotide messenger RNA. RefSeq lists its product as uncharacterized. The record is from RefSeq and is a predicted model, not a curated record. Bases 187 to 1686 code for a protein of 499 amino acids. Gene Ontology annotation, molecular function: protein binding. Lineage: Eukaryota; Fungi; Ascomycota; Dothideomycetes; Pleosporales; Trematosphaeriaceae. The transcript is spliced from 2 exons.
UACCCUAGGUAGGUAGGUUGCGUCACCGCUCCUUCCUUGGGGAAGUUAAGGUUGUCUUGGCAACUCGAAUGGACUUCAACUUCCCGCGUCUCUCGUGUCUCUUUUCUUUGCCCUCUACCUUCUCCAGUCCUCCCGCGAAGGGCGCCCAGGCCACAGUUCGGCAAUAAGACGCCAACUCCCUCCAGCAUGGCGCGUACACUCACCGAUCUCCCUCCAGAGCUUUUGCUCAAGAUCUGCAUUUCGGUCAACAAAAAAGGCCUGAAAGCCCUUCGGCUCGUGGAUCGCAAGCUGAACGGCGUUGUCGGCGAGCGGUUGUUUCGGCGGCUGAAGACGACCUUUCCUGAAGACGACAAUCGUACGCUUGCACGCCUCGCUAUGCUCCUUGCUAGCGACUGUGCAGAUUACGUUAAGGAAAUCAACCUUUCUCCGGACGUAUGCAGCUAUCUUCCCCCCGUGGAACAUCACAUUCUACCUGGAUGGUUCAAGGUAGACUGUGCGGUCCUCAAUGCGGCCGUCAAUCUCAGCGCACGAUUUCCGAAACUGGAGGACGUCUGCAUAUACGGCCGUUUCGGAAUCAAGGACCGUGAUUGGGCGUGGGAAUAUGGGACCAUCACUGUCGACGGCAUGAUCGAGGCCAUGUUCUCGAGCCUCUAUCGACGAGCUACCUACCUUACGCCAGUCAGCGGGCUGUCCCUCAAGAGACUUCAGUGCGAUCACGACCCGACGCUCGCCUUGAGCGUUGAAUUUCUUACUGUUAUGCGCAACAUUGAGCGACUGAGGUUACACUUUGACCGCUUCGACGAAUACCACUACCCGGGAGACAGGCUCAAAGAUCGACCAGAUAUCAGUGAUGCACAUGACUUCGGCACACACUUUGCCACUACAUGGCUGAGUCAUAAUCAGGGUAGCUUGACUCAUCUCCAUUUGAGCUUCCGUUACGGUGCCGGAUUCUAUCCCAAGAUCGAUCUGCGAGGCGUGCAUUUCCCGAAGUUGAAGAGCCUGCGUCUGGUUGAGUUCCAGUUCUCGCAUGACUGGCAGUGUGACUGGAUCGUUUCCCAUGGCGGACUUCUGGAGCUUUACCUGGUCGAAUGUCCAAUCCUGGUGACCCGAAUAAGUGGGAUGGAGCUCGACCACGAGGGUUAUCCUAUCUACGGACCGGCGUCGCUAGAUGAAUCAGAGACUACGUAUGAGGGACGAUGGUAUAGAUGGUAUCACGCAUUCAAAGGACGCUUACCAAAGCUCCGGAGAUUUAUUACCGACACAGAAGUCACACGUCAAGAGGAGAACUUCCAGGGCUGCUGCAUAACUGGCAUUACAUUCGGCCUCAGCAGCAGCAGAUAUGAGAAAUACAGGAAGGGUACCUGCGGUUCUGGAGAAAAUCUGGACCAUCUUAACAUGUGGCUUCAAGGCUACGACGGCGGGGCGUUGGCUUCGUUGCUACGGCAUACUGGACAAUGGCGGUAUAUCGAAGGCUUGAUCCAGAGACAUGGUGCCUUUCCGGGAUUUUGGAAGGCGCUGGAGGGAGAGAUUCCUGACGAACUUCCUCAGAUUCCUCCUCACAUUGCGCGCCCCACGUUUCGAGAGGAUUGGCGCUUCUUCGCCCGACGCCAUAGUCUACCAGAUGACGAGGAUGAGCAUUCGGACGAGUCGGACAGCGGACAUAGCUGCUAUCUCUUGGGGGACUAGAAUGCUAUUUUCGCUCCUUAGGGAGGGAUUAUGCGGACAAGAUG